Messenger RNA from Porites lobata, 585 nucleotides. NCBI's taxonomy places the organism in Eukaryota, Metazoa, Cnidaria, Anthozoa, Scleractinia, Poritidae. The record is from the annotation of a GenBank genome assembly.
AAAGGUAAAGAUAAAGUAACAAGAGUGUCAACAAUAAAUAAUUAUGAAGAAGGAGGCAUCAAAAUGGUGGAUAUUGAAAGUUUGAUAAAAUCUCUCCGUCUUUCCUGGCUUAAACGAAUAUUUAGUGACAACUCAGGCGCGUGGAAAAACUACCUUGAAUACAUCUUGAAAGAUUCUGGAGGUCUAAUGCUUUUUAAAUGCAAUUAUAGUGUUAAGGAUCUUCAAAUUACCACUACCUUUUAUUUAGAAUUACUUGAAUGGUGGUCGGAAUGCCGAGAAGAUAAUGCUCUUAAUAACGAUUGGCAUUAUGUAAUUUGGAAUAAUCGAGACUUUAGAAUAGACGACAAGCCCUUUUUCUACAAGAAAUAUUACGGCAUUGGUAUUUGGGAAAUAGGAGACUUACAUUUUGAUCUCAGCAAUACGGAAUCCUACGAACAGAUCUCAAAAAAUGUUAAAAAGACAAACUUCCUUGAAUGGACUAGUAUGAGACAUUCAAUACCAACCAACUUAAAAGUUUUUAAUCACUCGGAUUCGAGUACCUUUAAUGCAAUACCUUCUUUUAAAAUCAAUGGCGGCGUUUUCGAC